GAUUUCCUGAUCCAGACCAAACCAACAAGCCCUCGGACAGCCUCUGACAGCCUAUUAUGCUGUGCCGCCUACCGCCUCGCCUCGCCGCUCAUCGCUCGUACAUAGAUGAAUUCCCGCUGCGAUCGAUGCUCCCCGAGUUUCCAUCCUGUCUCCCAAAGCUCAACACCUGCAUUCUGUUGUCCCCAUUACUUUUCGCAUUCGCCCACGCUGCCAUAUUUAACGCUGACUGCCGCCACGGCCACAUAGAUCCCGUCUUCGUUGCACGCGAGCCACUGUGCUCUCCGACCGAAUCCUCCUUACGCUGAUGACUGCCCUCUCAAACUGAACACCGGCAAGAAUAAGCAUGGUUGAGCUGAUACCUCCUCCUGAUCCCCUCUCUUUACUCCCUCCCUUGCUCGCAUGUCUACCUACCUCCUUCGCAUCUCCUAGACCUCCGCCCGCACUGCUACCUUUGCUGUCCCCAAUACUACGGCAGCGGUUACAACUACACACGUCGACGUCGUCACGCGACAACUGGGCUGCACUAUUAUGCUGGGAUGCGAACAAAGGCCAAAUCCUGAAGGACAAGAUUGAAGGCGCAGUCUUCGAACCUCACCCGGCUUCGGGAGAGAUUGAGGUUGGCGACACACAUCAGAUAAAAUACAAGAGAUUUGACGAGGAGACAUUGCGGGCCCAGAUUCCUUUAGUGGACUGGCCAUUUACCGCCCUGUACCUGUGGUGCACCGGUAGUGACGAGGGAAAUGCCUGGAAACUUGCAGAAUUAUUACCGUAUGACCAAGAUCUUCAAAAAGACCCUUCAUGGUCAACCUCUGUUGCAGAAGCAAACGAGAGCUCCAAGGAGCGGCUGGUGAACGAAGCUUUGCAGGAAGCAGACGACGCUGAAAACGCAAGAGGCCAAAGAAACCUCUCGGUACCACCACCGAACGAGGAUGACUACUGGGCCAUGUAUGACAACACGCCGAGCAGGACCCCUGCUCGGAAAGAAUCAGUCCAACCUCCGCGUGAAGGCCCUUCUGAAGACGACUACUACGCUCGAUACGGAAGUGUGCAGCCUGCCAUGGACAAUCACGACCCAGACGAGCAGAUGGAAGGCAGCCAAGAACCUCAUUUGAAUGGACACGCGCUGCAACAGAUGCUGUCGGCACACCAGCAACCACAUACAGAGCCAGAUCCGCCUCCAUACCAAGGAGGGUUUGCCGACCUCGCAAAUGAUCCAGAGGACAUAGAAGUUGAGGUCAACCAUCCAGUGCCCUCGUCUCCGUCUUCGAGGGGAUCCGACGCGGUCGCCCGGCUGGAAGAGCAUGCAGAGCGAUAUGGAGCAUCAGAAAUAGGAAUCAGGCAGCAUAUCAGUACCAGCAUGAAAAGCAUGUACCGGUUGGCGCGUAGUGCGGGCAUCACCCGGGAGGAAUUUGAGCGGAUGAUGCAAAGGGAAUUGGAAACUCUGAGUCUUCUGGAUCUAGACGAGUGAAGAUCCGUGUCCUUUUUGUUGUAAAUAGUGUUCGCAGGUUCGGAAUGAGAUCAAAAUGUUUCGCAUAAA
Molecule: messenger RNA, 1537 nt
Organism: Cladophialophora immunda
Lineage: Eukaryota; Fungi; Ascomycota; Eurotiomycetes; Chaetothyriales; Herpotrichiellaceae
Exons: 1
Coding region: 344-1468 (374 amino acids)
Source: RefSeq, a predicted model, not a curated record